Molecule: messenger RNA, 1167 nt
Organism: Laccaria bicolor S238N-H82
Lineage: Eukaryota; Fungi; Basidiomycota; Agaricomycetes; Agaricales; Hydnangiaceae
Exons: 1
Coding region: 1-1167 (388 amino acids)
Molecular function (GO): zinc ion binding; nucleic acid binding
Source: RefSeq, a predicted model, not a curated record
AUGCCAGGCAUGGGACGACAGGCGAUUAACACAGUCCGCGCAGUAGCGUACCUGCUGCAGGAGAUCGAGUUGGAGGAGGUGGCGGAGAAGAUCAGAGAUAUCGCCAAUACACAGUUCAACGAGAUGGCAAACGAUCUGAGAGAGUUUACGGAGGGGCUGAAGGAGAAGGUGGUUGAGGAGCUGGAGAAGGGAAUGACGGCUUUGGAAAAGAAGACUGGAGAACUAGUGGGGGCAGUGGAAAAGGCAGCACAACAGGCAGGAAGCAUCGGUAACGCACCUUACAGGGACGCACUGACAAGGGCGGUCUCUGGGGCACCACUGGAUGCUAAUCCCCGGCUGGCGGCAAAAAAAAGUAUCAGGCAACGGCAGUCACUGAUCGACCUGCCCAAGGAAUCAAGUCUCAGGGACUGCGCAAACUCGAUCCUAGUGGGCAAGUUCUCGGAGGCGAUGGGUAAGGCUACAGUGCAAGAGCACAAGGUCAGGUCGGCAAUCAAGCUUCAAAAUGGAGGGAUCCUGGUAGAAAUGGUUAUGGACGAAGGCGCGGUGUGGUUGGCCUCCAAAGCAAACGCAGAGGCCUUCCUGCGGGAACUAGGGGAGUUGGAAGCCUCUUUCAAGACAAGGUCAUACAAUGUUAUUGCUUACUACGUGCCAUUGAACCUCGACACCAACAGCGAGAAGGACAAGAGAGAAAUAAAAGAAGCCAACAGAAUCCAGGUGGGCGUACUGACAAAGAUUAGGUGGAUCAAGCCCCCGAUGAGGAGGCGUACGGACCAAUGUUUCGCCCACAUCAUCAUCACCUUCUCUGACGCAGAAACAGCCAAUCGAGCUAUAGUGAAUGGGUUGUCGAUUUGCCACAAGAGAGUUUCGAUAGCGAAAUGCAGGAAGGAGCCCAUUAGGUGUCUCAAGUGCCAAGGCUGGGAUCACGUCGCCUCUGAGUGCAUGAUCACCAAGGAGGUGAACGUAUGCGGGACCUGCGGAGCAAGGGAUCACUGGACCAGCAAGUGCAACCAGCAAGGAGUCACCUGGUGCACCUCCUGCAAGUCAGACGACCACACCAGUUGGGACCGCCGUUGCCCGACAUUCCUCAGGAAAAUCGAUGAGCUCAACGCGAGGGAUCCAGCAAACGACAUCCCUUUCUUCCCAGCAAGGGAAUCGUGGACGUGGUAG